AUCCUCUCACGGCACCAUUCGCCUCCUCGCAGCUGCAGCUCCGCGCUGCCGCCCCGUCUCGCCGCCGCUUCCUCCCCUCCCGCGAGGCAAUAACUUGGUCACUUUCUGCAGUAGGGAAGUUGUGUGGCCAUGCUGCAAGGUGAAGGGCUGCAACAGGGCGAGAAACAAAGACGACACUGAGCAAUACCUGCUUUCUGCCUCCAAACUUUCCUGCAGCUACAUAAGAGUUCUGAAUAAUCUUUCGUUUCCGUGGGAUAGAGAUGAUGCACCAGCAGAGCACUACGCUGCAGGCCCACCAGCAGUGACCCAUGGGAUGACAUAGCCCAGCGCACACCAGGCUCAUAGGAGUAACGUCAGGGAGAGGAGCAGGAGAGCUGAGUCUGGGCAGGAGGCAGCAUGGGAGCAAACGCCUCCAGCAAGUCACUGCCCUUCAAUGAGAACGAAGAAGUCACCUUCGACCAUUUUGAGAUACUGCGAGCAAUUGGGAAGGGCAGCUUUGGAAAAGUCUGCGUUGUACAGAAGAAUGACACCAAGAAAAUGUAUGCCAUGAAAUACAUGAACAAGCAGAAGUGCGUGGAGCGUAAUGAAGUGAGGAACGUCUUUAAGGAGCUGCAGAUCAUGCAGGGCCUGGAGCACCCCUUCCUGGUUAAUCUCUGGUACUCAUUCCAAGAUGAGGAGGACAUGUUCAUGGUGGUAGACUUGCUGCUCGGGGGGGACCUGCGUUACCACCUCCAGCAGAAGGUGCGAUUCCAGGAAGGCACCGUGAAACUGUUCAUCUGUGAGCUGGUGUUGGCCCUCGACUACCUCCAGAGCAGACACAUCAUCCACAGGGACAUCAAGCCUGACAACAUCUUGCUGGACGAGCAUGGACACGUCCACAUCACUGACUUCAACAUCGCCACAAUGCUGACUAAAGAAACACAAGUCACCACGAUUGCUGGCACAAAGCCGUACAUGGCACCUGAGAUGUUUAACUCCACAAAACCCAUCGGCUAUUCCUUUGCUGUGGACUGGUGGUCGCUGGGAAUCACUGCCUAUGAGCUGCUCAGAGCCCGGAGGCCGUACCAUAUUCACUCCAACACUCCCACAAAUGAAAUUGCUCAUGUAUUUAAGACAGCUACAGUGAUGUACCCUGCUGCUUGGUCUGAGGAAAUGGUGAUGCUGAUCAAAAAGCUGCUCGAGACAAACCCCGAUAAGCGUUUUUCUCAGCUGAAAGAUAUCCAGGACUUUCCGUAUCUGUCGGAUGUAAACUGGAAUGCUGUUCUCCAGAAGAGGAUAAUGCCAGAAUUCAUUCCUACGAAAGGAAGACUGAAUUGUGACCCAACCUUUGAACUUGAAGAGAUGAUCCUGGAGUCCAAACCUCUUCACAAGAAGAAGAAGCGCUUGGCUAAGAAGGAGAAAGACACCACCAAAAGCAACUCCUCACAGGCCUGCCAUCUUCAAAAGCACCUAGAGACACUCCAGAGGGACUUCAUUGUUUUCAACAGAGAAAAGGUGAGACACCAGCACAGUGAGAUCCAGCAGCACGCAGCUCUGGCCAAGUGCAGAGGCAUGCACAAGGAUGGCCAGAACAACAACCUCUGAGAGCCACAGCCCUGGCAGCAGGAGGCUCUGGGGCUGCCCCUGCAGCUUGCCACCAUUCAUUAGAAACAGCCCAUGACUUUGCCUUCCAUGGCAGCAGGAACGUGAUCGUGGGAGAAGGGUGAGCUGCUCAGCACUCUUCUAUUGGGGUUGGCCAGUUGGUAUCACAGCUGAGUGCCAGGCACGCACCCGCAGGAACAUGGCAUCGUCACCAGCACUUGCCAUGGUGGGAGCUGCAGCUGUGGGCCCUGGCUCUUUGGGCCAGGAUUCCUGCAUGGGUCCCUACAUGGAGCUGAUUUCUCCAGGUGGAAGACACUGCUCUGACUUGCGAUGCCUUCACUGGCAUGCAGCGGUGGCCUCAACUUGCAGAGAUCUGCAAACAUCCUCUGGAUGGCUGGAGCUGGCAGCAAGCCUCUUCCCCAGCUGGGCAAGGGCAGCGAGGCUCCAUCCAUGCCCCCUCUCUCCUCACUGCUUCCAGAGCCACCUGGCGCAGAGCCAGGCAGGCACACAGCUGCACAGGGAAGUGACAUGGUGACAGCCAAGUAUUGGUAAAUGAGCACCAUCCCAGAGCUUCUCCAGGCCAUCCUGAAAAACCAUUCAUAAACACCUUAAACUGCUGCAAAUUUCUGAAUCUGAUGGGGUCAUGGCUUCCAACAUCAGAGGUAAAUUUGAAUGCGUACUUUUCAUCUCUCUGCUGUUGUCUUCACACUUGAUUUAAGCAGCAACAGCUGUGCUCCUGGUGCAGAAUUUGCCAAGAGUGAGAUUGGACAAAGCAUCUCUAUUAUGGUAACGUUGGGUAUGAUGCUAUUAUUCAAAUGCUUUUGCAGACCAGACCUUUCACCUCUUUACCUGACAUUUUUCCUAAUCUCAACAACAUAAUAAACAUGUGAUGAACUGUCUGUCUCCCAUUUGCCCAAAGAUGUUCUUGUAUCCCCUGUGCCUUCCUGUCUCUCUUCUCUGGAUAAAUCUAAUUAAAAAAAAAUCCAAAUAAAACAGGC
Molecule: messenger RNA, 2579 nt
Organism: Gallus gallus (chicken)
Lineage: Eukaryota; Metazoa; Chordata; Aves; Galliformes; Phasianidae
Gene: STK32A
Product: serine/threonine kinase 32A
Exons: 14
Coding region: 397-1584 (395 amino acids)
Biological process (GO): G protein-coupled receptor signaling pathway; protein phosphorylation; regulation of signal transduction
Molecular function (GO): G protein-coupled receptor binding; G protein-coupled receptor kinase activity; ATP binding
Source: RefSeq, marked validated